Microcebus murinus (gray mouse lemur) is the source of this 2440-nucleotide messenger RNA. It is a transcript of the gene CRTC1, whose product is annotated as CREB regulated transcription coactivator 1. Gene Ontology annotation, cellular component: nucleus; cytoplasm. Gene Ontology annotation, biological process: protein homotetramerization; positive regulation of transcription by RNA polymerase II. Gene Ontology annotation, molecular function: cAMP response element binding protein binding. The record is from RefSeq and is a predicted model, not a curated record. Lineage: Eukaryota; Metazoa; Chordata; Mammalia; Primates; Cheirogaleidae.
GGAGAGGAGGACGGCGGCGAGAAGAUGGCGACUUCGAACAAUCCGCGGAAAUUCAGCGAGAAGAUCGCGCUGCACAACCAGAAGCAGGCGGAGGAGACGGCGGCCUUCGAGGAGGUCAUGAAGGACCUGAGCCUGACGCGGGCCGCGCGGCUCCAGCUCCAGAAGUCGCAGUACCUGCAGCUGGGCCCCAGCCGCGGCCAGUACUACGGCGGCUCCCUGCCCAACGUGAACCAGAUCGGCAGCGGCGCCAUGGACCUGCCCUUCCAGCCCAGCGGAUUUCUGGGGGAGGCCCUGGCAGCGGCUCCUGUCUCUCUGACGCCCUUCCAGUCCUCGGGCCUGGACACCAGCCGGACCACCCGGCACCACGGGCUGGUGGACAGAGUGUACCGGGAGCGCGGCCGGCUCGGCUCCCCGCACCGCCGGCCCCUGUCUGUGGACAAACACGGACGGCAGGCCGACAGCUGCCCCUACGGCGCCGUGUACCUCUCCCCGCCCGCGGACACCAGCUGGAGAAGGACCAAUUCUGACUCCGCCCUGCACCAGAGCACAAUGGCGCCCACCCAGCCUGAGUCCUUCACGGGCGGGUCCCAGGACGCACACCAGAAAAGAGUCCUACUGUUAACGGUCCCGGGAAUGGAAGAGACCACGUCCGAGGCAGACAAAACCCUCUCCAAGCAAGCGUGGGACGCCAAGAAGCAGACGGGGUCCAGGCCCAAGUCCUGCGAGGUCCCCGGAAUCAACAUCUUCCCGUCUGCGGACCAGGAGAGCACGGCGGCCCUGAUCCCCGCCACGCACAACACGGGGGGCUCCCUGCCCGACCUGACCAACAUCCACUUCCCGUCCCCGCUGCCCACCCCGCUGGACCCCGAGGAGCCGCCCUUCCCCGCGCUGAGCAGCUCCGGCAGCACCGGCAACCUGGCGGCCACGCUCACGCACCUGGGCAUCGGCGGCGCCGGCCAGGGGAUGAGCACGCCCGGCUCCUCGCCCCAGCACCGCCCGGCCGGCGUCAGCCCCCUGUCCCUGAGCACAGAGGCACGGCGGCAGCAGACGUCACCCACCCUGUCCCCGCUGUCACCCAUCACUCAGGCGGUAGCCAUGGACGCCCUGUCUCUGGAGCAGCAGCUGCCCUACGCCUUCUUCGCCCAGGCCGGCUCCCAGCCGCCGCCCCAGCCCCAGCCCCCGCCGCCACCGCCACCGCCCGCGUCCCAGCCGCCGCCGCCAGCCCCGCAGGCCCCCGUCCACCUGCCCCCGGGUGGCCCCCUGCUGCCGAGCGCCAGCCUGACGCGGGGGCCACAGCCACCCCCGCUCGCGGUCACGGUCCCGUCCUCUCUCCCCCAGUCCCCCGCGGAGAGCCCGGGCCAGCCGCCGAUGGGCAUCGACAUCGCCUCGGCACCGGCGCUGCAGCAGUACCGCACGAGCGCCGGCUCCCCGGCCAACCAGUCUCCCACCUCGCCAGUCUCCAAUCAAGGCUUCUCCCCCGGGAGCUCCCCACAACACUCCACCCUGGGCAGCGUGUUCGGGGACGCGUACUACGAGCAGCAGAUGGCGGCCAGGCAGGCCAAUGCCCUGUCCCACCAGCUGGAGCAGUUCAACAUGAUGGAGAACGCCAUCAGCUCCAGCAGCCUGUACAGCCCCGGCUCCACCCUCAACUACUCGCAGGCGGCCAUGAUGGGCCUCACGGGCAGCCACGGCAGCCUGGCGGACGCGCAGCAGCUGGGCUACCCUGGCCACGGCGGCAUCCCCAACAUCAUCCUCACAGUGACGGGAGAGUCCCCCCCCAGCCUCUCCAAAGAGCUGACCAGCUCCCUGGCGGGCGUCGGGGACGUCAGCUUCGACUCGGACAGCCAGUUCCCGCUGGACGAGCUCAAGAUCGACCCCCUGACCCUGGACGGACUGCACAUGCUCAAUGACCCCGACAUGGUCCUGGCCGACCCGGCCACCGAGGACACCUUCCGGAUGGACCGUCUGUGAGCGGGCACGCCCGGCACCCCGCCGCCGCCCGGCGGCCCCCACGGCGCCCCCAGCCCGGGGACGGCCGCGCUCGCCCCUCGCCACGGCCGAGCUUGUGAUUCUGAGCUUGCAAACGCCCAGCGCCCCCGCCAGCCGCCCGCCGCCCGGCCUCCCGCCGCCCGCCCGCCCGAGCCAGCCGGGCUGGGAUCCAUGGAUCGGAGGCUGUGAGCCCCCCGCCCCCCAAGACCCUCCCCGCGCCGCCGGCUCCUGCUCAGCCCCCCGCGGGGCGGCGGCGGGCGCGGGGCGGGGCACGCACGGUCCGAGGUGCGUUUUCCGACUGUUGUCCAGCUCUCACUGCCUUUCUCGGUCCCCCCCGUCCCCCGCCACCCCAGCCCGCGGUCAGGCAGAGAGCGACCCGGCCCUGCCCGGGGCGUAGGCGCCAGAGGAGCGAGGGGUGGUCGCAAAGCGAAAUAAACACUGUUUUGACGGC